Messenger RNA from Daphnia carinata, 2630 nucleotides. RefSeq lists its product as uncharacterized. The record is from RefSeq and is a predicted model, not a curated record. The transcript has 6 exons. Lineage: Eukaryota; Metazoa; Arthropoda; Branchiopoda; Diplostraca; Daphniidae. The coding region runs from base 25 to 2076 and encodes 683 amino acids.
CUUCUUCUUCUUCUUCUUCUAAGGAUGGCCAUGUCCGGUAGUAUGUCCAGCAGCGCGUUGAUGUUCGUGUUCGGCAUCUUGUUGUUGGGCAGCAAAGUGGCCGAUUCUCAAUCGGCCGAGGCGAUCGAAUGCGACAGCCAAGACACGACCUUUGAACUGAGAACGGGUUACGUUUUCACAUCACCGCAGGAGAUCCUGGACACGCGGCCCGACACGCUCCAACUGUCAGAAUGUAUCGAAACUUGCCGUCUCAAUAGCAGCUGCGCAGCUCUUAAUUUCGAGACGGGCCUCUGUGUCCUUUUCCGCACCAACGCCUUCGACACUCCCGAGGCGCUGACAAAGUCGCAGUUUCCUGUUUACACGAUUUACGCUCAAAGGAUCUGUUUGGCCAAUGCCAGCCAACUGUGCGCCCAGAGGUCCUGGUCUUACGAGAUGGUUCCGUCCUUCGAAAUGUCGACCUUCGUCCGCGAAAAGAGACGGGCGGCAACCCGUCGCGCCUGCAUGGAACUCUGCCUCAACGAGCAAACAUUCCAAUGCCGGUCGGCCAGUUUCAGCGCCACGACCGGCGAGUGCGCUCUCAGCGACAUGGAUCGUUUCUCGGUGACGGCCCGGUCGGCUUACUCCUCCUCACCGGACGUGGAUUAUUUCGAGACCAACUGCGUCGAUGACCCGGUGAAAAUGUGCGACUUUCAGCGGACCGAGGGACGCAUCCUGAAAACGGUGGACGCCGUGUUCCAGGAUGUCGAGACGGAGGAAGCGUGUAAAAAUCUGUGCCUAAACGCCAACUUCCGCUGCCACUCGUUCGAUUACGGCGACACUGGCGAUAAAGUCUGCCGACUCAGCCACCACUCGGCCAGCUCCCUCAGUCAAAUUCAGGAUCCCUACUUGGAGAUUCCAGAGGCGACGACGCACGAGUUGACGUCUUGUUACAACGUAACGAUCGAUUGUCGCUCGUCAGACAUGGUCGUCCGCGUCAAGACCAACCGCAUUUUCACCGGCAAAUUGUACGCCAAGGAGAGGCCCAACUCUUGCGUCACGGACGUGGCUAAAGGCCUGGAAUUCGAGUUGACACUCGGCUACCAAGAUCUCGGCUGCGAUGUCAGACAAGAAGGACUUGGCAAAUUUUUCACCGAAGUCGUCAUCCAGCACCACGAUCAAAUUGUGACGAGUCAAGAUGUCGGUUUGGCUCUUCGCUGCUCUUAUCAACUGCAAAAUUACACUUUGACCAGUGGACUCGAUUUGUCGGUGGCCAGUCGGGUGCCGACCAUCGCCGAAGAGUCGACUGUCGUUCCAGGACCGACGGUUGUCAUGAAAAUCGCCGCGCGUCAGGGUGGCGACAUCCAAACGGCUCAAGUCGGCGAUCCGCUCAGCCUCUUCUUCGAAAUUCAGGAACCAAACAGCCCGUAUUCGAUUUUUGUGCGCGAAUUGAUCGCAACCGAUGGAGUGGACAAUAGCGAGAUCUUGUUGAUUGAUUCCAAUGGAUGCCCAACUGACCAGGAGAUCAUGGGACCCAUCAACGUUCUGAACGGAACCUCCAAAGUCCUUCGCGCUCCGUUUGACGCUUUCAAAUUCCCCAAUUCGGACGUUGUCCAGUUCAAAGCCCUGGUGACGCCGUGUCUGCCCACUUGCGAGCCGGUCCAGUGCGACGUCCAAGACUACCUCGGCUACCAUCGUAAAAUCGAGUCGCUGGGCAAGAGGAGGAGGCGUCGUCGCGAUUCCGCUAGCCACGACCCACACAAUUUGCUUGUCGUCCAGUCCAUCCGCAUUGCCGACAAGUUCCAGGCCGUUGCUGACGCCUCGCCGGCCAAGACCAAAACGGCCUCGACCGAAUCCGAAGUGGUUGUCCUCCACAACACGGACAACGUCUCGCAACAUCACUCCAAUGUUCCACCGUGUCUUAACUUGCUUGGACUCCUGAUGGCCGGCGCCUUGUUCCUGGUCGCUCAGGCCGUCCUGAUCGGUGCCUGGGCGUUCAUCUGGCAAAAGAGGCGUCAAACGAAGAUGGCCGAGACGACGAUUGAAAGCGACAGACGAUUUUUCUCAACUUACGCCAAUAAUGCUUACGCCACUAGUUAAACAUUGCAAACUGAUCCAGCUCAGCCCUUUAACUUAUUCAACUUAAAUUGAAUACCCACUUCUAAACCUUAUUUUCUGAUCAUUAUCUUGUUGGAGUUAUUUGUUCGAGUGCCUUAUUAUUAAUUUUUUUUUUUAAUUAUUAUUAUUAUUUUUUUUUUUUUGUUUGAGAUUGAAUUCGUUUUGACAGGUAAUUGAAAACGAGUUGAUCACAAAACCAAACAGAAAAACAGGGAAACUGUCACUUUACGUCCUAUUAUAUUGGCUUAUUUUGAAAAAAGGCUUUGGGUUAACAAUGUAUUCCAAUCAAGGUGGCUGGGUGUGUCUUCUCCAGAUUUCCCCGAUUUUGUGUGUUGUGCGUGGAUGUGGUUAUGGGUUUCAUUUCUUUUUAACUUGUUUUUUUUUUUUUAAUUGUUUCACUCUUUUGGGUCCAGGCGUAACACGUUCGACGUGUUCGUCGUCUUUGUACAAAAAGAAAACAGAAAUCACAACACAAAUUUCAAUGGGUGUCACGUGCAUACGUCUCGAGAUCAGCCAAUAAAACGGAUUACGAUGAA